CGCCAAGCAAACCAGUGAGCUCUUCCGGCUAUUUGAUACUCGAGAGUGAUUGAGAAGAACAUGAAGAACUUGUCGCCAGUGUUAGCUUUUUCGAGAGCGAUUAGGAAGAAAUGGUAGAGCUGUACGUGCUUUGUACUCGAUCUGCGGACCUUGCCGCCUCCAUUUCUCAGAGACUUGAAGCAGGUGGUAAAUCCAAUUCUAACACUGUCGUCGUUUCAAAUCAAUCAUAUAAUUCGUCCUUCAAUUUCUGCUUAAAUCACCAUCCCUGAGCGUUUUGCUCGCUAAUCUCCAUGUCGUGGUGCAAAUCGGAGUAGCUCCGAGAUGGGAUAGGCAUGUGCUUCGUCUUCAAAAAUAAUCCGAUCACUUGUUCCGAUCGGGUACGCCAAUUCGCAAUGCACAGAAGCUAUUUGAUUUAUUGUCUCUGAGAGUCUGAAGCUGACAUGUCGUUUUACAGCUGAAGAUCCUAUACACGACCUAGUUAAAGCGGCAACUGCCCAUUUAUGUAAAAGCGGCACUGGCGGCCGAGACCGCUGUGUUUGGCUUCCUUUUGGUCAGUGGUCCAUCUCUGCUGGUCACUCUAACGUACGCUCUUACGCCAUCCCCUCGUUCCAUUCUACUCUUCUUCUUCACCCACGACCUAACUGCUGACGCCAUCACCACCACCAACUGCUUCCGAUUCACCAAACAAACUUAUAUAUAACUCACCCAAACACCUUCCUUUACUCACUCAGCUACUAUCUCCUUCUGCUCACUCAUUCACAGAGAGACAUUUAGCACAUAGACAUGGCGGGUGUGAGGAGGAUGAAGCUCGGGUCACAAGGCCUGGAGGUCUCAGCUCAAGGACUGGGCUGCAUGGGCAUGUCAGCCUUCUAUGGCCCCCCGAAGCCCGAAGCCGACAUGAUCAAGCUCAUCCACCAUGCCAUUGACUCCGGCGUCACCUUCCUCGACACCUCCGACAUGUACGGUCCCCACACCAACGAAAUGCUCCUCGGCAAGGCUUUGAGUGGAGGGGUGAGAGACAAGGUUGAAUUGGCCACCAAAUUCGGUGCCAGGUUUGCGGACAACAAAAUGGAGAUUCGAGGCGAGCCGGCAUAUGUGAGAGCUUCUUGUGAAGGAAGCUUGAAACGACUUGGUGUAGAUUCUAUUGAUCUCUAUUAUCAGCAUAGGAUUGACACCCGUGUCCCCAUUGAAGUCACGGUGGGGGAGCUCAAGAAGCUAGUUGAAGAGGGUAAAAUAAAGUAUAUUGGUUUGUCUGAGGCAUCAUCUUCAGCAAUAAGAAGAGCCCAUGCUGUUCAUCCAAUAACUGCUGUGCAGCUGGAGUGGUCCUUGUGGUCAAGAGAUGUAGAGGAAGAAAUAAUCCCUACUUGUCGGGAACUUGGCAUUGGCAUUGUUGCAUACAGUCCUCUGGGAAGAGGAUUCUUAUCAUCGGGGGCAAAAUUCAUCGAAAAUCUUCCCAAUGAUGAUGUUCGAAAGCAUAUGCCCAGGUUCCAAGCUGAAAACCUAGAGCAUAAUAAAACAAUAUUUGAGCGAGUAAGUGAUCUUGCAGCCAGGAAGGGUUGCAUCCCAUCUCAACUAGCACUGGCCUGGGUUCAUCACCAAGGAAAUGAUGUGUGCCCUAUACCCGGAACCACCAAGAUUGAGAAUUUUAACCAGAACAUCAAGGCUCUGUCUGUGAAACUGACACCAGAAGAAAUGGCUGAGCUUGAAUCUUUUGCUUCCGCAGAUGCUGUUAAGGGCGACAGGUAUCAGACUAGCGUCAGUACUUGGAGGAACUCUGAGACUCCACCACUGUCUUCAUGGAAAGCCACAUAAGUAGGUGCCUAGAUUCUCGGAGUUAUGUCACAAUAAUGCCUCUUUGUGCCUUGAGAAUUUGGUGAAUUUGUAUUUUUGUUCAAAGACUUGGUAGAUGAUGGAGUCACUAGAGUAAUAUGUUCACUGUCUGUCCUUGAAACAAUAAAAAGUUUUGUAUUAAAAUUUGAA
Molecule: messenger RNA, 1980 nt
Organism: Rosa rugosa (rugosa rose)
Lineage: Eukaryota; Viridiplantae; Streptophyta; Magnoliopsida; Rosales; Rosaceae
Product: probable aldo-keto reductase 2
Exons: 5
Coding region: 784-1812 (342 amino acids)
Cellular component (GO): cytoplasm
Source: RefSeq, a predicted model, not a curated record